Messenger RNA from Dioscorea cayenensis subsp. rotundata (Guinea yam), 1121 nucleotides. RefSeq lists its product as uncharacterized. The transcript is spliced from 5 exons. The coding region runs from base 125 to 1009 and encodes 294 amino acids. The record is from RefSeq and is a predicted model, not a curated record. Lineage: Eukaryota; Viridiplantae; Streptophyta; Magnoliopsida; Dioscoreales; Dioscoreaceae. Gene Ontology annotation, molecular function: mRNA binding; metal ion binding.
GCGAUCUGAAGAAAGGGAGAGAAAUUCGAGAGCGAGAUCAGCGCCGAUCGGUCGUCGCUCUUCUCGAAGCGUUCGUCAUCUUGAUCGACUUCUGAUCCGAUUGUCAUCCAGGUCCAAAGAACGCAUGGACAUCUAUUACGGGAUGAGCAGCGGGACGACCACAAGCUCUGAUCAUACGGUCAGCAGUGGCGGAUCAGGAUCAUGGACGAGCCAAUCACCAAACCGACGGCGGAGAUUCCCAUCACCCUCGCCGAACGCCUUCCUAGGUCCGGCCUUCAACGCCUGCGCCUCCAGCCCCAAAUCCCCAGCCACGCAUCUUGACCUUGACCCUGCUCUCCUCCGCUACACCCGCUCACGCCUCCCCGACUCAUCCGACUCGCCGAUGUCGCGGCUGAAGCUUCUCCCCCAUCAUCUCCUCCAGCUCCGUUCCCCUCGCGGCGGCACCUCACCACUGUCGUCGAUCGGGAAUUUAGUGGCAGGGGCCUCGUCAGCAGUCUAUAAGACGCCGGUGAAGAUGGAGGUCGAGGAGGAUGUGCUCGUGAUGGAUGGGGUCUUGGUUGGGGAGAACAGCGGCUCGGGGCGGGCAAGGGGUGGGGGCGAGCUUGGAUCGUCCAGUUCGUCGUCCAGCAGUGGCGGUGUUGGGAGCCUUUAUAAGACAGAGAUGUGCCGUUUGUGGGUUGAAACUGGCGUUUGCCGCUACAGGUCCAAGUGCCAGUUCGCGCACGGGAAGGAGGAGCUACGCGGCGCUCGCUCUGUGAAGCCGAAAACCGAGGGUUCUAAACAUGCACAAGCUACAGCCGGGAGCAAGGGCCGCUACAUACCCCCACCGAUCGCUGCCGCUCUAGCGCUCGCCGCAAAAGCCUCGACCACUCCCACUGUGCCACCACGGGAGCCACCAUCCUUCGUUUGGCCGCCUACUGAGGAGGAGGAGGCUGUCAUCAACCGCGUGCUCUACGGGUCCAGCCAGAAACGCAGGCUCCCAGUCUUCCUUGAGAUCUGCCCCUCUUGAUCCGGCUUUAGGGCUCACACCGCUCUCCCUCUUCUCUCCGCCCACUCUCCACUCGCCGGUGGCCCAAUCCUGGCGAUCUCGUCCCCGAUCGCUGCUCGCCGCCGAAAUCCAG